AUGAGUACUGAAAAUAUGAGCUUUGAUCAAUAUUCAUCCGGAACAUCCACAGAAGCAGAUGCUGAAGAUGUUAAAUUUGAUGAUCUAAGCGAUAAUAACUCAUUUGAAUUCAACAAAAUUCAAAUUUUGAAUGAAGAAUUAGCAAGGAAAAACGAAAUGAUUAAUAAAUAUACACAAGGAUAUCCUGAUUACGAAGAACUUCACAUGAAACUACGAGAUUCUGUUUCAAAAUCAAAAGAAUUAGAAAUUCAAAAUGAAAACUUAAAAAUGCGUUUGAAACAAUCACAAAAUCAAGUUAAUGAGUUAAAUUCAUCACUUCAAAAAACAAAAACUGACUACGAAAAUAAAAUAAAACAAAUUGAAGAUCAAAAUCUUAGAGAAUCUAAAAUAGCAGAUAAUAAAUACCAGAAAAUUAUAAGUGACUUACAAGCAAGACUAGAGAAAUGCGAUAUGGAGCCAAAAGUUAAUGAUUUUCUACAUAAUCUUUCCAAGAUGUUGCAUAAUGAUUUCCAAUCAAUGGACGAAGUACAAAGAUUUCUAUCACAACACGAAGACAAAUACCAAAAGGAGCUCGAAAAUAUGGCUCAACAGUGUGAUAAACGUAUACAAGAACUUUCAAAUAAAAUUGAUAACUUGAAAAUGAAAAACAAAAUACUCAUUGAUGAGAAAAACGAAGAUAAAACAGAUAUAGAUAACUUCAAGAAGAUGAUUAAAGAAUUAAGGCAACAACUGAAAAAAACCGAUUUAAUUUGUACACAAAGACUCACAGAUUCAGACCAAGAGCUCUACAAGUCACAACAAACUAUUGUUAAUCUUCAGGGCCAAAUCAAUAACUUAGAAAACACUAAUUCAAGGCUAAGAGCUCAAGUUUCUGAAGCCGAAAACAGAUUUAACAUUGCGAACCAGAAAUCAGAUAAUUUCGAAGCGCAAAUAAAGAAACUGAUCAAGCAGAACAGUGAAGAUGCAGAAGCAAGAAUAGAAGAACAAAAGAAAAGCGAGAAAGCUCAUUUAUCAGAGAUAAAUCGUUUGUCAAAUGAACUCAAGAAAGCUCGAGAAGAAAAAUCACAAAUUGAACAAGAAUUCAGAUAUUUCGCUGACAAAGCCAAGUCAGCACUUGACCAAAGGGCUGCUCUUAAAGAUAAACUUAGGCAAGCAACAGAACACACUCAAGAAAUAGAAAACAAGCUUGUUCAAGUUUCUUCGGAUCUUUCAAAAUCUGAAUUAGAAAAACACGCUUUGGAAGCAAAAAUUAGUGAUAUUUCAAUGAAACAAUCUGCUUCUUCUGCAUCUAAUGUAUCUUCACAACAGAUACAACAAACUAAUGAUACAAAUAAAACAGUUCAUGAUGAACUUUGUAAAACUUUUGAAGAAGUAAUAAAUUCUCUCAAAAGUGAGUUAGUAGCCAUUACUAAAUCCAGGGAUAAACUUGCGAAAUUACUUAUUAAACAAGACAAUGUGAUGAAACGUCUUGAAAAAACUAAGUCAAAAGGCGAAAAAAUUUCAGAUGAUGACAUAAUUGAAAAAAUUUGGGACAUUAUCAAAGAUGAGAUAAGCAAUGAUGAAGCUAAGAAACAUGAAAUCACAUUGUCAUCUAAGAAAGUAUCAUUUGUCUCUAAAAUCAAAUACAUUUUUUAUGAGAUUUCUAAAACUCACUCUUCCACAAUCGGAAAUGAAAUCCUUGCAUGGAUAGAGUCAUUAAAGAGGUUCUCUACUAAUCAGGAGACCAUUUCCGCUGUCAAUAGGUUCCUAGAAAAGAAUACACAAUUCAAAGAAAAUAAUUUGUCACUUAGACAAACAUUGGAAUCAAUUUCGAAUGAAAACAUUGCAUCAUAUAAUGCUCUAAGACUUAUUUCGUUUAUGCACUCUAUCUGCGAACAGCAACAACUUGAAUUGGAUAAUACUGAUAGUUACAAACAAAAUUAUCCAAGAUUACUUGAGAAAAUGACAAAUCUCAAAGGAAGAUAUGAAAAAGUGAGGACAUUGGCUAAGUCACUUAGAGAUGAACUAUCAAUCCGAUUGGAAUAUGAAGAGAAACUCGAAGAAGAAGCAAAGCAAAUGAGGUCUAGGAUCGAAAAACUGGUUAGACCUUCUAAGUGA
Messenger RNA from Trichomonas vaginalis G3, 2097 nucleotides. RefSeq lists its product as uncharacterized. The transcript has a single exon. The record is from RefSeq and is a predicted model, not a curated record. The coding region runs from base 1 to 2097 and encodes 698 amino acids. Lineage: Eukaryota; Parabasalia; Trichomonadida; Trichomonadidae.